AUGUCGAAGCCCUCGGACCAUAUCAAGCGCCCCAUGAACGCCUUCAUGGUGUGGUCCCGGGGCCAGCGGCGCAAGAUGGCCCAGGAGAACCCCAAGAUGCACAACUCGGAGAUUAGUAAGCGCCUCGGGGCCGAGUGGAAGCUGCUCUCCGAAGCCGAGAAGCGCCCCUACAUCGACGAGGCCAAGCGGCUGCGAGCCCAGCACAUGAAGGAGCACCCCGACUACAAGUACCGGCCCCGCCGCAAGCCCAAGAACCUGCUCAAGAAGGACAGGUAUGUCUUCCCUUUGCCCUACCUGGGCGACACUGACCCCCUCAAGGCGGCAGGGCUCCCCGUGGCAGCCACGGACUCUCUGCUCAGCUCCCCGGAGAAGGCCCGGGCUUUCCUGCCCCCCACCUCGGCGCCUUACUCCUUACUUGACCCCAGCCAGUUCAGCUCCAGCGCCAUCCAGAAGAUGACUGAGGUGCCGCACACCUUAGCCACCAGCACCCUGCCCUACGCCUCCACCUUGGGAUACCAGAACGGGGCCUUUGGCACCUUGAGUUGCCCCAGCCAGCACACCCACACCCACCCGUCGCCGACCAACCCGGGCUACGUGGUGCCGUGUAACUGUACCGCUUGGUCGGCCUCAAGUUUGCAGCCUCCCGUGGCCUACAUUUUAUUCCCGGGCAUGACCAAGACUGGAAUAGACCCCUAUUCUUCAGCGCACGCCACAGCCAUGUAACACACAAAAGUCCCGUUUGACAGUCACACCUAGGCAGGCGAGACGCUUGGCUGGCAGAUGGAAACAAAUCGGAAUCCCGGCACGUGCAUGUAAACAGAGAGACUGCGGGGAACAA
Molecule: messenger RNA, 838 nt
Organism: Eublepharis macularius
Lineage: Eukaryota; Metazoa; Chordata; Lepidosauria; Squamata; Eublepharidae
Gene: SOX14
Product: SRY-box transcription factor 14
Exons: 1
Coding region: 1-723 (240 amino acids)
Biological process (GO): negative regulation of transcription by RNA polymerase II; cell differentiation; anatomical structure morphogenesis
Molecular function (GO): RNA polymerase II cis-regulatory region sequence-specific DNA binding; DNA-binding transcription factor activity, RNA polymerase II-specific
Source: RefSeq, a predicted model, not a curated record